AUGUAAUUGAAUUAAAUUAAAUCAAAGAAAAGAAGGAUAACUCCAAGUGAGAUAUAUUAAUUAUCUCUAUCCCAAGAGAGAUAUCAGAUUCCUAAAUUCUUGUCUCUGAAUCAAUAGAACAUUAAUAAAUCGUAAAUAUAUUAAAUUUUGGACCAAAUUGGAUCAGGUAGUUAUAACACUAUUUUUAUUGCGGAAAAUAAGCUACAUGGUGGUUACUAUGCAAAUGAAGAAAGUACUCCAAGAUGCAAAAUAAAUCAAUAGGGAAUUGGAAAUGCAUAUGAAUAUGAAUCACCCUCAUAUAGCACCUCUAAGAGAUUAUUAUUAUACUGUUGAAAAUAAG
This is a messenger RNA of Paramecium octaurelia, 340 nucleotides long. NCBI's taxonomy places the organism in Eukaryota, Ciliophora, Oligohymenophorea, Peniculida, Parameciidae. The record is from the annotation of a GenBank genome assembly.